UAGAAAUACUAGGAAUGCAAUUCAAAAUCAAUAGAGAAGAGGAGCUCCACAAAAGGCGAAUCUUUUGAAUCAAUCAAAGCAAGAGAGAAAAGAAGCUCCAAAGAUGAGACGGAAGUCAAAUCGCCAAGACAAGAAGAAAAUAUCAGUAACUUCCGAUCGGCAUGGAGAAGCAAAUAGAGAAGAAGCGACACAAAGGGCAAGUCUUUUCGAGCAAAGCAAUAGAGAAGCGACACAAAAGGCAAAUCUUUUCAAUCAAAUUACCAUUAGAGACGCGACACAAAAGCUUAAUCUUUUCAGAUGCCAACACAAGAAGAAGAAAUAAGUGCCUCCCAAUUAAGUUCGCAAAGAGAAAUUAAGGAACUAAAAGUUCAAGCUGAAGAUUGGAAGACGCGAGCUGACAAGCUAACUGAGAAUGUUGUUACCAAGCACUUCCGUAUGCAGGAUGCAUCUAUUGAUUGGCCUCCAGCUCCCGAAGAUAUGGUACGACAAAUUGAGCAAGAAGUUGAGAGGUUGAAACUAGAAAAAGAGAAGCUGGAAUUAGAAAAAGUUGAAUUGAUUGAUAGUAUAAUUUGGAGAUUUUCUGUAGCCCAAGAUCGUUAACUAAGAUUGGAGGAUUCAACUAAAGAAGAGGAAGUUUGAAAAGAGAAGAGAGUUUUUGGAAAGGGGAACUUUGUUUAGGAAAGAAGAUUUACUUAAUUUUUGGCUUCAUUACAAAUGAACAAGACACCUCCUAUUUAUACUUGUCUAUGGAUGAUUCUAAAUAAUGUACAAGGAAAAUU
Nicotiana tabacum (common tobacco) is the source of this 779-nucleotide messenger RNA. The record is from RefSeq and is a predicted model, not a curated record. NCBI's taxonomy places the organism in Eukaryota, Viridiplantae, Streptophyta, Magnoliopsida, Solanales, Solanaceae.